Messenger RNA from Nylanderia fulva, 2261 nucleotides. Its product is annotated as UBX domain-containing protein 7. Gene Ontology annotation, cellular component: nucleus. The record is from RefSeq and is a predicted model, not a curated record. Lineage: Eukaryota; Metazoa; Arthropoda; Insecta; Hymenoptera; Formicidae. Gene Ontology annotation, molecular function: ubiquitin binding. Gene Ontology annotation, biological process: proteasome-mediated ubiquitin-dependent protein catabolic process.
UAAUGAAUAUAUUUCGAGAGAAAUUACCUAAAAAGAGCCUGGUCCUAUUGCGUUGUAAUAUUUUACAUUACAGUGGUGUAGUGUGGUGUAAAAAGUGCAGGGUGUAUUGAAAAGCGAAGCAACGUACAGCAUGUCGAGAUAAUGUUCGAGAUGUCAUUCGGUGCGUGGUGAAUGGCGAUAGAGAGAAAGAAAAAGUGAAAAAAAGAUUUAGAAGCAUUUUUCUUCGACAAUCGCGUAUUUGUGCGACGAGAAAAAUCCUUCUAAAUUACAGCUGAUCGCGAUGGACCGCGAAUUAAUUGAGAAGUUCAUCGAAGUGACGGGUGAGAGUGAGGCGACUGCACAACAGUAUCUGUCAUUGGCUGAGGGAAACGUGGAGAUGGCGAUUAGUCUUAUGUUUGAGAGUGGCAGACCACCGGAGAUUGAGAAUUCAGAUCCUGAACCACCAGUCAGAGCUCCUAUACUACCCACGCAAGAGAUAUUGGUGCCAUCAGAGCCAAUGUGUUCAUUUCCACGGUUGUCAAAUAAUGUGUUCGAUAGAUUCAGAGACUUUGCUGUAGAAACGCAGCGACAAGAAGAGGAGAUGACUCAUAGAGUAACUGGUAUGAGACACAUUUCCCAAAAGAAAUCAAAACGAUUAGAAGAUUUAUUCAGACCACCAAGCAAUAUUCUCUUUUUGGGCUCCUUCAUGGAGGCGCGAGACCAUGCAAAAACUCUGAAUCGUUGGUUACUUGUCAAUGUUCAGAAUCCACAAGAAUUUAGUUGCCAAGUUCUUAAUAGAGAUGUAUGGCCCAAUCAACAAAUUCAAGAAAUAGUGAAGGAUCAUUUUGUUCUGUGGCAAGUUUUGUGUAAUUCAUCGGACGGAAGACGUUACAUAGAUUUUUACAAUGUAGUGGCAUAUCCAUACCUGGCAAUUGUAGAUCCCAGGACAGGAGAAUGUAUGAAAACUUAUAAUAACAUCACUGUGGAUAGUCUGAUGUCUGAUUUGAAUGAUAUGUUAAGCACACAUGCAUCUCCAGAAAGCGCUUCACAUGUUGCAUCCAAUUCUAAAGAUUGGAAUAAUUUUCCUACAACGCCUCCAAAACGGAAUCCUUUAGCUGAUCAAAUAAAGAAUGAUUGUGGUCCUAGUAGCAAAACUUCUAGACUUUUAUCUGAAAAAAUAACAAAUUUAGAAAAUGAAAAUGUUACAUCAGAUAAUAUUACAAGUUCAAGUAUUCCAAGUAGCAGUAACACUGCCUUUAAUAAAAAAAGAAAGCUGAACGAAUGUGAGGCUAAAGAUAAACAACUAAAAGAUGAAAAAUUAAAAUCUAAUAUAGUUAAAGCUGAAACAAGUAAUGAACCCUUUUUACGGCUCUGCCUACGACUGCCAAAUGGUACAAAGGAAACAAUAUCAAUGUGUGCAACAGAUACUAUAGAAGACUUUCUAAUUAAAAUGGAAGAAAUGGGAUUUCCAUCAACUGAACAUACUUUUUUGGUGCCAUUUCCGAAAACAAAUGUUGGUGCACUGUCUUCAAAUACACGUUUAUUAGAUACAAUUUUAUUUCCGACAAACACAGUAUUCAUAACAAAGAUACAGUAAUAUACUAUAAGUGAAUAUUCUUCCAUUAUAAUUUGUCAACUUAAAAACUUGAACUUGAAAAAAAUAUUUAUCUAAGAUUUAAGAUAUUCUGAAGUCUUUCUAUGAAAGCUUGUAAAAAUUGUAUACUGUGUUUAGAUAAAAAUUUAAAGUUGUGUCUUUCCUUUGAAAAUAACAAACACAAAAAUCUUCCUUUAUGUUUAUAUAAUAAUUUGAAGAGAUAGGAUAUUUAUACAUGUAUAAAACCGAUAAAACCAUAGAGAAGCACUGCCAUUCAGUGUUCAUUUCAUAUUAAAUCUCUUCUCUAUAUAAUCUUUCAAUUUUAGAAUAAGAUCUGAUUGUACUCACGAUAUAUUUUAAGAGAAAAUUAUCAGUUAAAUACGUAUAUCGUAUAGCUACUUAUUACCCAAUUAUUUUAUCUCGUUGCUACUUAUUCGUUUUAUUAUUAUUGUUUCUGCAAAUCUUGCAAGUGCCGUCCAUAACGUGUACAGCUGUCUCAAAAUGUAUUUCUGGCAAAAUAUUUCAAGGUAAAAUAUGCAACAUAUUGUUAUGACAUUACUACAUGAUACUACAUGAUUAUAACAUAUUACAAAAUAAGAUAUCUUAAAGAAUAAUGUAUGAAAGAAAAUUUUCGCCAAUGUGAUGUAAAUCAUAAAAAACUUCAUAUUACAAAUCGAAAACAAUUCAA